GGUCUUCUGGACAAACACCUUAUUCCAAAAGCCAGUAAUCCAGAGAGCAAGGUCUUCUACCUGAAAAUGAAGGGAGAUUAUUACAGGUAUUUAGCUGAGGUGGCCACAGGAGACGCCCGUAACACUGUUGUAGACGACUCUCAAACCGCUUACCAGGAUGCAUUUGAAAUUAGCAAGGGAAAAAUGCAGCCAACACAUCCAAUCCGGUUGGGUUUAGCCCUAAACUUUUCAGUCUUCUAUUAUGAGAUUCUGAAUUCUCCAGACAAAGCUUGCCAACUGGCCAAACAGGCGUUCGAUGAUGCGAUAGCUGAACUGGAUACACUCAACGAGGACUCAUACAAAGACUCGACGCUGAUUAUGCAAUUGUUGAGAGACAACUUGACCCUCUGGACGUCGGAUACGCAAGGGGACGGCGAUGAACCACAAGAGGGUGGCGACAACUAACCAAACUAAAUUGUUUCCUUUUGACUAUGCAAAUAAUAAGUAAACAAAUAAAAACAAAAUAAAUAAAAACAACAUCAAGAGAGAACAGAAAUACAACAACAAAAUUAAAAACAAAAACACUUGAAAUAAAACACAGAGGCAGAAGCGAAAUAAUUGCAACCUAAAUUUAAACACAAAUUCAUUUUAAAUGAAAGAGCAAUGAACAUGCAACCAACCACAAAAUUAACAGCAGCAAGAACAGAACAACAACAGUAACAGCAGAAAUAGCAGAACAGCAGAAUAGCAGAACAACAACAUUUGAAUGCAAAAUUAAGAAUGAGCAAAAAUCUAACCCAUCAACAUCCAGUUAAAUGAAUCAAUAGCAAUAUUUAAACUCAAGAAUGAAUAAACAAAAGAAACGCAAAAAAUUUCAAUCGUGGUUUCCAACAGGCAACAGAAUGAAUUGAGGCAAACAAUGUAGCAAAUACAUAUAACCAUUCUAGCCAUUCGUUAGUCUUGUACGAAUUUCUAAUUCGGUUGCAUUGCUGCGCAUUGCAUAGCCAGUCAUACAUGCUUACAUACAUACAUACAUAGUUUAAAUGUGUAUUCGUUAAUGUACAGUACAGCAGCACAAGGAGAACAGCGUGACAUGGGGAAUUGUGAGAAAAUAAUCACGAGGCAAUGAGUUUGCCCCGCUCCUCCGAACCAGCAUACUGGCGUUUGGUUAUUGGCUUAAGCUGUCCAAACGUCGCGCCACUUUGUUGUUUCUCCAUUUACCGCGCGCGCUGUUCUUAUGAGUAACGCAGGCGUUUGUUGAGGUUUCGCAACACUUUGUUUGUACAAGAAAAAUGUAGAGCGAGCAAAGAAGAAUGGCUAUAAUGGUUCGGAAGCUUUGAAAUUUUAAAAUUUUCUUUUUGUUGUAUGCAUGCAAGGAUUCAAAAUAUGUUUUGCCAUUUGCCAUUUGCCAUUCAUCAGCACAUCUGACCACAACAACAAUCAAACGAAAGCAAUUAGAAAAUAAACUGUGAAUACUGAAAGAAGCGUCUCAACAACAAACCAGCUACCAGUCGAGAAAACAACCAAAAAAGCAAGAUGAGCAAAAUUUCACAAUUAACAACAAGAAUUAAGAUUGAUAUGCAUACAUAUAUUUAAAUGAAACUUUAUCAACAAAUCUACAAAAACGUAAAAUUUGUUAGGCAGAGCAUUAUAUAUUAUUUAUUAUUUUUUAAUAAAUAAUUUGAUUUUGUUUUUUUUUUAUAUAUUAACCAAAACUCAUUCUCGUUUCGUUUUCCAAAUUUUGUACGUACCUUCACAUAAAUAAAAAAAAAAAUGGAAAAACCUGCACUUGAGCCAGAACCAAUGCUCCUAUGUUUUCAGUUACGAAAAUAUUACUGGCUGCCAAAGCUUUCUGUUAGGAUAAGCGAAAUUCUAUUUGAGUGCACGUUUUAUCCCAAUUUUUGAAUCAUUGCAAAAAACUAAACGCCUGAAACGAAAGAGAAUAAACAUAAAUCAAAAUAGUAGAGAAGCUUUAAACACAUCUGGUGUGUGUUUAAUGGGUCUGUUGGUGUGUAGCCUAGAUGGUCGAGUGAUGCGCUACGGCGUUCUGCAGCAGAGCGCUUUCAAAACUCAAUUUGGGGCAUACAAAUUUGCUUUUAUUCCUUACCAAAAUUGUUUUGUCAAUAAAGUAUGAACGAUGAUUUCUAUAAUUUUUAAAUAAAAACGUUAUUACGUUAUAUUUGCCAUUGUUUUUAUUAGUUUUAUUACUAA
Rhagoletis pomonella (apple maggot) is the source of this 2190-nucleotide messenger RNA. RefSeq names its product 14-3-3 protein zeta. NCBI's taxonomy places the organism in Eukaryota, Metazoa, Arthropoda, Insecta, Diptera, Tephritidae. Gene Ontology annotation, cellular component: cytoplasm. Gene Ontology annotation, biological process: signal transduction. The record is from RefSeq and is a predicted model, not a curated record.